Molecule: messenger RNA, 2295 nt
Organism: Aspergillus clavatus NRRL 1
Lineage: Eukaryota; Fungi; Ascomycota; Eurotiomycetes; Eurotiales; Aspergillaceae
Gene: culA
Product: cullin culA
Exons: 6
Coding region: 1-2295 (764 amino acids)
Biological process (GO): protein ubiquitination; SCF-dependent proteasomal ubiquitin-dependent protein catabolic process
Cellular component (GO): SCF ubiquitin ligase complex
Molecular function (GO): ubiquitin protein ligase binding
Source: RefSeq, a predicted model, not a curated record
AUGGCGCCUCUUAUGCCUCAAACACCCCUCAAGGAUGAUGUGAACGACACAUGGGGCUUCCUCGAGAAGGGUAUCGACAGCGUUAUGCUGAAGCUGGAGGAGGGUGUGGAUAUGAAAACUUACAUGGCCCUGUAUACCGCGGUCCACAACUUCUGCACAUCCCAAAAGGCAGUCAGUAAUGGUCAGGGGUUAUCGUCGCACCGCGGAGCGCAUCUACUGGGAGAGGAACUAUACAAAUUAUUGGGCGAGUACCUAUCACGACAUCUCGAGGCCGUCUACACCGAGUCCGAAAGCCACAGCGAAGAAGCUUUGCUGGGCUUCUACAUUCGCGAAUGGCUUCGAUACACAACUGCCGCCAAAUAUGUCAACCAUCUGUUCCGCUACCUGAACCGUCACUGGGUUAAGAGGGAGAUUGACGAGGGCAAAAAGAACGUAUACGAUGUGUACACCUUGCAUCUCGUCAAAUGGAAGGACGACUUCUUCAUGAAGGUUCAUGAGAAGGUCAUGGACGCAGUACUCAAUCUGAUCGAGAAACAAAGAAACGGCGAAACCAUUGAGCAGUCGCAGAUCAAGAAUAUUGUGGAUUCAUUCGUCUCCCUUGGCUUGGAUGAGAACGAUAGCACCAAGUCCACGCUCGAGGUCUAUCGGAUCUACUUCGAAAAACCUUUCAUCGCGGCGACCAAAGUCUAUUACGAGAACGAGUCACGGCAGUUUGUGGCGGAGAAUAGCGUGGUUGAGUAUAUGAAGAAGGCAGAGGCUCGUCUCGAUGAGGAGAAGGCUCGGGUGGGCCUGUAUUUGCACCCUGAUAUCACCAAGCACCUCACCGAGACCUGUCUGGAUGUGCUCGUCAAGACACACUCGGAACUUCUUCGGGACGAAUUCCAAGUUCUGCUCGACAAUGAGCGUCAAGAUGACCUGGCACGGAUGUACCGACUGUUGUCACGGAUCCAAGACGGUCUGGAUCCCUUGCGGGCGAAAUUCGAGACCCAUGUCCGAAAAGCGGGUUUGGCUGCUGUCGAAAAGGUCGCUGCGGAAGGCGAAGCGUUCGAGCCCAAGAUGUACGUGGAUGCCCUCUUGCAAGUGCACACUAGGUAUCAGAAUCUCGUCAACGAGGCCUUCAACGGCGAGUCUGAGUUUGUGAGGUCCUUGGAUAACGCUUGUCGCGAAUUUGUCAAUCGCAACAAGGUGUGCAAGUCCAGCUCGACCAAGUCGCCUGAGCUGCUGGCUCGAUAUACCGAUUCUCUCUUGAAGAAAGGCUCGAAGGCUGCGGAGGAGUCGGAGCUGGAAGAGAUGUUGGUACAGAUUAUGACCGUCUUCAAAUAUAUCGAAGACAAGGACGUAUUCCAAAAAUUCUAUUCCAAGAUGCUGGCCAAGCGUCUAGUACAUGUCAGCUCGGUUUCUGAUGAUGCGGAGACCAGCAUGAUCAGCAAACUGAAAGAAGCCUGUGGUUUCGAGUACACCAACAAACUGCAACGCAUGUUCCAGGAUAUCCAGAUCUCGAAAGAUCUUAAUGCCAGCUACAAGGAUUGGCAGGAGAAGGUCCUAGAUGAUGAUGACCGGAAGAAGCAAGUGGAUGCACACUUCCAGAUCCUGGGGACAGGUUUCUGGCCACUCAACCCGCCUACGACCGGCUUUUCAGCACCGCCUGAAAUUGUCAAGACCUACGAGCGAUUCCAGAGCUUCUACUAUGACAAACACAACGGUCGGAAGCUGACCUGGCUCUGGCAGCUCUGCAAGGGCGAGGUCAAGGCAAACUACAUCAAAAACACCAAGGUUCCAUACACAUUCCAGGUGUCAACGUUUCAAAUGGGCAUCCUCGUGCUCUUCAAUGAACAGGACACCCUAUCCUACUCCGACAUCCAAAACGCCACCAGUCUUGCUCCCGAAAUCCUCGACCCUAAUCUGGCCAUCCUUUUGAAAGCCAAGGUGCUCCUGCCAAGCCCAGAAGGGGCCAAACCGGGACCUGGAGCCUCAUUCUCUCUGAAUUACAACUUCAAGAACAAGAAGAUCAAGGUCAACCUGAACAUCCAGAUCAAGUCGGAGCAGAAGGUUGAGACAGAUGACACCCACAAGACGAUAGAAGAAGACAGAAAGUUGCUCCUUCAGUCUGCCAUCGUGCGUAUCAUGAAGUCCCGCAAGAAGAUGAAACACGUCCAGCUCGUGCAAGAGGUCAUCCAGCAGGUCAAAUCACGCUUCCCUCCAAAGGUGCAGGAUAUCAAGAAGAACAUCGAGGCGCUUAUGGAGAAGGACUACAUAGAGCGAUUGGACGGAGACGAGAUCGCUUACAUUGCGUGA